AUGAUCUCGACCCUUGGUGAGCUCUUCAACCUCAACCACUUUGAUCAGUCGAGCUGCGCAAACGAUGUUAUUGUGAUUCGCCACAAGGAUGGCUCGCUGCACAGCACUCCCUUCAAUGUGCGCUUUGGGCGGGCGCAGAUGUGGAGCUAUGUCGGCCGCGUCGUCCAGGUGGAGGUGAACGGCGAGCUGACAGCUGCCGUGAUGAAAAUCGGCAAAGGUGGCGAGGCCUACUGGCUGCAGCCGACCUACGGCGUCUUCGGCGACGCUAGCCACGGUGCGACGAUGGCCAAGCAUUCGGAGAAAGCCGAAGGCUGGAUGCCGCCUGCCGCUGCUGCUGCGGCGGAGGUGUCUGGUACGAGCCGUGGUGCCAAGGGUGAUGGCGAGGAGGUGGUCAUGACGGGCUCUUUCGGCAAUGCCGUCGGGGAGGGAGAGGCGCUGGCGAUAGACGCGGUGGAGCUGCAGCACCUUCCCAUCCUCCCGGAGUCACCACCAGAACUGCCGCACUUGUCAAGAUCGGAUCGCGCCGACUCGGAAAGGUGCGAGGGCACAGCCGCUCUUCGAGUUUCAUCACCGUCGAUGGUGCUGUCACCUGGCCUGCAAGACUCCGUCAUCGGCUCCCCGCAGCUCGCUGAGGAGAAUGGCGCCAGGCCGCUUUCAAGCGAUGCGGGCCACAAACGACGGUUCGGCAAGCACAGCCCUGGGCUUCAGGACACCGACUCCAACCUCCCGUUUCUCCACACGGCGGAUGACGGGCAUCUUACCAUCGAGACGCGCGCUAUCCACUCGGCUGGCGACGCUCAAGAGGCUCGGCUUGCCCUUCGAGCCGUGGCGGCAGCAGAGAAGUCGCGAAAGCGGUUGUCGAGGAUGGGCUUUGGCGAUGACCCGUACCUGCUGAAGGCCGCGUGGGAGGAAGGGCACCUGGGCACUGGGGAUGACGACAAAGGUGAGCUCGGCAGCCGCCUUCCCGAGGCACCCGCGGUGGGGAUUGUGGUCGACGCUGCCGAUAGGUCGCCCUGCUUGUACGAGGCGGGUGUGAGGGCUGCUGAUAAUGGCAAAUUCGUGCAAGGAUUGUUCGACACCACGUCAGUGGCUAUAGAUGAUGGGACUGUUGUGCAGACCACCGAACAGCUUGCGGCACAACCCGUCGCGGAGCAAGAAGGUGAGCCAGUGGGCCCAGUCCCCGUGCCGUCAUCGUCGCAGGCGCUUCUCCAGAGGGCCAGUGCAGUGUCGUCAGCCACCUCGGUAACGGGGAGCACAGAUAGCUACAAGGUGGAGGAGGAUGACUACUUCCUCGACCCGAUUGACACGGACACCGACUACGGCGCGCACUACAGAGAGGAGGAAGUGGCGCUGCUGAGCGGCAUGUCCUUCGAAAGCAGCGUCACGAGCGGUGUGUCGCUCCCGGAUAUUUCCAUGACACUUGGCACCACCGCUGGUGACGCUGUCGCCAUGCUUCCCAGGUCACCGAGUCCCAGCGAAUGUGGGCUAUGUUCUGCAGUGGAGGGCAGUUGUGCGAGCGACGCCAGUGCGGCACUUCUCCUGACGCCCCAGACCGUCCCAGCAGCAACCGCCUCCACCAAGCCGCCGCUAUCGCCAGUUUUACCAUCGUCAUCACCACAAGCGGCCGGAGAGAACCAGGGUAGCAGUCGUGCCAAGGAUGCCGGCAAGGCCGCUGCGUUUCACACGAGUAUCACCGACGUGAGCACCGCCAAGGCGGUCAUGGAAGUUGAGGGCCGACCGGUGAAGCAGGUGCCUAGGGUCGGCGGCGCCGGUGGUGGACCGUACUUCACUCGCACCCUUGUUCCGGUCGAGGCGGAUCUGUGGAAGCUGCACCUCAAGGAGGGCUGCAACGCGGUUCGCUAUCUCGCCCGCAAGGACAAGGGCGACAUCGUCUCCAUCUCGUGCAGUAUUUUCCUCUGGAACUGGACGGACCGCCUCGUCGUGAGCGACGUGGACGGCACGAUCACGAAGAGCGACUUGCUCGGCCACUUCUAUGCCAUGUUGGGCAAAGGUGCGGACUGGACGCAUCCCGGCAUCUGCAACCUCUUCUCCAAGAUCGAGCGCAAUGGGUAUCGCAUGGUGUACCUGACGGCUCGCAGUGUGUCGCAGAUUAGUCAAACAAAGUCGUAUCUCUUCACCCUGCAGCAGGAGGGGGUGCGGCUGCCGAUGGGCCCAGUGCUGACAGCCCCGCACCGCUUCUUCACUGCCCUCACUCGAGAGGUGUCGAAGCAGUCGCAUGUCUUCAAGAUCGCGUGCCUGACGAGUGUGUGUGCUGCCUUUCCGUCCAACACAAAGCCCUUCUUCGCUGGCUUUGGCAACCGCUACAACGAUGUGAUCAGCUACGACGCAGCGGGAAUCCCGACGCACAAGAUUUUUAUUAUAGACCCCUCGAGCGUGCUGCACGUCUGCCUGGUGCGGCACACGUACCGCGACCUUGGCCACCUCGUCGACGUUACGUUUCCGCCGGUGAAACGCCACCCCGUUGUGCUGCGCGCCCCACGACAUCUGCAGCGAGCCCAGGGCACAAGGUGGGCCACGUCGCCGUCUAGGGCAGCAGCAGCAGCAGCUGCGGGACGCGACCGACACGCCUACGCGCAUAGUCUGUUACACGGGUCCUCCUCUGCGUCUGUGAUCUCCUCUGCGGCGUCGUCGACGUCGGGCUCCUCGGAUGUCCACGAGACGGCAAGCGGCGGCUCCUCCGAGUCAGGGGCGGAAGGUGCCUCAGCAAUGCCACCGCACCAUUACAGCUACCAUCUGCAGCAUCAGCAUCACGAUGCCCCCCACCACACGUCUGGGCCUGGGGCAGCCGAGGGUGACGACGGUCGGGUGAGUUUCCAUGCAUCCGCAGCGUUCAGCCUGGUGGACUCGGUGAGUGUCGGCAUGCCUGACCCGGGUGCACUUGAUGGCUUCGCUACCAGCUCGGGAGUGCCGCCGGAACUCACCAAGGAUGGUGGCCCCCCGCCCACCGCAGUGGCUCUUGGGUUAGCCUCCGCGCCGCCGUUUCCAACAGCGCCAGCUUCCGUAGCGUCCUGGAGCCGUCUGCCCGCGGCCGAAAAACCAGGUGCUCCCUGGGCAGACUCUGCGUCGCCUGCGGUGAAGACGAGCACUAGCGCUGGCGUCGUGCCCCACGCCAAGUACAACUACGGCCGGCACCCAGUCUUUGCUGGGCUGAACAACGGCGACAGCGGUGCCACGUUCCUGGCGGAGGAGGAGGAGGAGGAGGUGCCAGCCGACCCCGAGUUUUCAUCCUUUGUGUACUGGCGCCUGGAUCCGUGUGACCUCAUCACAGCCCCUGCGACGACGUCGACGUCUUCUGUCGCUGCGCCCCGCGACGACACCAAAGGGGUCUCCGAAAAGGGGAGGCCCACAGUGGCGGUGAAUGACACCGAGUUGCCCAAGAAGGCUGCCGCAGCUUCUACCGAGCAGAACAAGCGCGCCCCAUUAGCUGCAGCAGCACCUACAAGAAGGGGAGGCGCCGCCGGAGACGCGGCGAUUUCAAGUAUGACGUCAACGAGAGGAGUCUCCACUGCGGCGUCCCUGACGGUGGCAGCAGCAGCAGUUGGCGUCAACGGUGCGGCCGACGCAGCAGCACCGCCACUGGGCGUCGGUGACAGCAGCGGCAGCUCGGUUCCUGCGCUCCCAGCGUCGCACUCUGGCAGCAGAUCACCGGUGCCUGAGUCGACAGACUUGGUCAACGAAAGCCAGAUGAGGGCCUUUGCCACAGACGCGGCAGCGGCGACGACGGCGCUGGCUUCACCUGAGACCGGCUUAGAGGCGCAGGCGCGGUUGCUCAACGAGCCCGACGACAAACAAGCCGCUGACACCAGUCUGUACGAUGACUCGACAGGAGUGGCGGAGACGAAGGCGGAUACGGCCUGGCCACCACCUCCGCAGCAAUCACUGCCACUACCGUCCGUGGAGCAGCCUGCCACGGCUUUGCCGCCCGCCACCGGAGGCGGCGGCUCCCGCGGGUUCUUCGCCGCUUUCUCGUUCGGUCGCCCCCGCGUCGUCGAGCUGCCACUUUCAUCGACUUCGCAAAAAAUAGCGCAGCUGCGGGAGGAGGCAAGGCAGCGUGCGCUCUCACACCCCGAUGCGCGUGACUACUACAUGGCGCAGCAGCAGCAGCAACAUCAACAGCAACUCGUGUCGCAGCCGCCGCCGCUCCCUGGCAACGACGCACCAGCGAUGCCAAAAGUAGGUACCUUGGCACCGCUGCACAAGUGA
Messenger RNA from Leishmania braziliensis MHOM/BR/75/M2904, 4224 nucleotides. Its product is annotated as putative lipin. Bases 1 to 4224 code for a protein of 1407 amino acids. The transcript has a single exon. The record is from RefSeq and is a predicted model, not a curated record. Gene Ontology annotation, molecular function: phosphatidate phosphatase activity. Lineage: Eukaryota; Euglenozoa; Kinetoplastea; Trypanosomatida; Trypanosomatidae.